This is a messenger RNA of Brassica napus (rape), 2628 nucleotides long. RefSeq lists its product as uncharacterized. The record is from RefSeq and is a predicted model, not a curated record. NCBI's taxonomy places the organism in Eukaryota, Viridiplantae, Streptophyta, Magnoliopsida, Brassicales, Brassicaceae. Gene Ontology annotation, molecular function: zinc ion binding. The coding region runs from base 1 to 2628 and encodes 875 amino acids. The transcript has 6 exons.
AUGGGGCAACUGGUGAGAGUCGUUGUUGGUGAAUGGCACAGACUUUCCCACGGGACCUGGAGGUUCGACAUGGAUCACACACAAGUGAAGUACGAUAUUGUGUUGAGAGAGAAUGAGACUUACGCCGAUUUGGUGGCUAUGCUGAGGAGUAAAUACCAAGUGCUCCCUUCAGAACCAGUUUCAUUGACGUAUGACUUCCCUGAGUGGAUGAAAGUUCCUGGCGACUACACCAUACCGCCUGUUGACAUACUAGAAGACAAAGAUGUGGAGCUCUUCAUGGCGGUCAGGAUGGACUACGUUAACUUGACUUUGUGUGUGGCCUAUGGAAACGUGGAAGUUGGCCGCUACCACACCAUGAGGAGGGAGGAGUUCGGGGUGACAGAAGACGGGACAGAUGUUGUUCCACCGAAGCCAAUACCGUGGAGAGGAUUCCGUACUGGUGGUUACCUGCAAGUUAGCGAGGAAAAGAUGAUGACCAUCUGCAGCAGUGAGCAGAUGGUGGAAAUCCGUAGGAACGCCGUGCGGGUGACAAGGGAUGAGAUAUUUCAGCCCUUAAUGGUGAUGGAUGAGAACUCAUCUCAGACCGAUUCGUUUGAUGAAAUGGAUAUGUUCACACCCAAUGCUGAAGGGAUGAUACGGCUGGAGGAAAUAGGGACAGAACCUCAAGCUGGAGCGAACCUGACCUUGGCGCUAGCUACAACGAGCGAGGUUGAUGGGUGGCGCGUAGACUCAUAUGGAAAAGGCAAGGGGUUAAUGACGGGUCCAGACAUUACUGGUGAAAAGGUCUUCGGGCUCCAGAGGGGUUCUGGUUCCGGCAACGUAAACAGUGAGGAGGAUGAGGUGGAAGUUGAGGAGGAUGUUGGUUAUGCUGGGGAAGAGAAAAUUGGGAGCAAUAGUCAGCUAUUUGUGGGGCAAGUAUUUGUCGACCGAGAUGAUUUCAAGGUUCACAUGUCCUUACAUGCAUUGGCAAACAAGUAUAGAUACUUCGUGAGGAAGUCGGAGCCCGGCAAAAUGGUUCUGGAGUGCAGUGGAGUUAACUGUCCAUGGCGGGUGUACGCAACUAAAAUCAUGGGGUGUCCGCGGUUUGAAAUCAAGACAUUGGAGAGUAACCACCGUUGCACUGUUAGCGAGCGGGGUGAGUUUAGGAGACAUGCAACAGCAUCAAUUGUUGGGGGAAUGAUGAGGAGCAAGUACGUUGGUACCGGGAGUGGCCCAAGGCCAGGAGCGUUGAGAGAGAUGAUGAGGACGGAUCACAGUGUACCGAUAUCCUACUGGACAGCGUGGAAGUCCCGAGAGAUUGCUAUAGAGAAUGGGCGUGGAAAUGCUGAGGCAGCAUACAAUACUUUACCUUCCUACCUCCAACAGUUGGCCAUUGCGAAUCCUGGAACUCUGGUCGCAUUGGAGACAAACAAAGGACCAGGCAGUGGCAGGCGUUUCAAGUAUCUCUUCCUGUCGUUUGGAGCAAGCCAAAAAGGAUUUGAUUUCAUGAGGAGAGUUGUCAUAAUCGAUGGAACGCACUUGAAGGGGAAGUUUGCAGGGUGUUUGCUAACAGCUAGUGCACAAGAUGGGAACUAUCAGAUAUUUCCCAUCGCGUUUGGCAUAGUAGACAGCGAGAAUGACCAAUCAUGGGCAUGGUUCUUCACCAAGCUCCUUGCUGUCGUACCUGAUACUGCUGACUUAGUAUUUGUCUCUGACAGACACACCGCAAUAUACUCUGGAAUCCGCAGAGUGUAUCCGAUGGCUAAGCAUUGUGCUUGUCUGCUACAUCUCCAGAGGAACGUUCAGACUAUCUUCAAGAAGAAGCAUUUGGGGUACCUUCUGGGGAGAGCAGCAAGAGCUUACAAACUAGAGGAUUUCUACUUGCACUUCAACGAGCUCAGGGUGGUUGACGGCGCUUGUGCCGAUUAUCUGACCCGCAUUGGACUUGAGCACUGGGCUAGAUCGCAUUUUGAGGGGGCACGGUACAACAUAAUGACAAGUAACCUCGCUGAGUCUCUGAACGCAGCUCUGUCUGAGGCUAGAGAAUACCCCAUUGUCCCGCUCCUGGAAUAUAUUAGGUCAAUGAUGAUGGGAUGGUUCUCUUCAAGACGUGAAGCAGCAGCCCGCAAUGUAGGGGCGCUCACUCCGAAAGUUACUGGUAUCGUGAUGAGCCACUUCACUGACUCCACAGGAUAUGCCGUGAAACACAUCAUAACUAAUGAGUACGAAGUUGUUAAUGGGAAUGGGAUGUUUCAUCGUGUGGAUCUUGAUAAGACAACUUGUUCUUGCAAGCAGUUCGAAACGCUGGGCAUCCCUUGUGCGCAUGCAGUGGCUGCAGCCAUAUUUGCACGGGAGUCAGUGGAUAGUAAGGUGGCUGUGUAUUACAGCAACAAGUACUGGGGAUUAGCGUACAGUGGAAGCAUUAACCCGGCGGAAGAAGCAAACAUUGAGGUGUACAAGUUUGGUGUGGACGGAGAGGAUGGACACCUUCUCCCUCCAGCAACUCGCCGCCCACCUGGUAGACCGAGAAAGGCAAGAAUUCCAUCGCGUGGGGAAUUCAAGAUGGGUGGUGCUUUAAAGCGCCGCCGCACCUGCAGCAGAUGUGGAGGAACUGACCAUAACAAGGUCACUUGUAAGAUGCCUAUCUGA